CGUUUGUGGGCGGAGCUUGUGGUGGAACCAAGAAGGUCUCACGGCUUGUAUGCAGACCAAACAACGGAACACGUCGACGCUGUUCUUGUUAUAUUUAAGCCUGAGCCUCUAGCGGCUUUUGUGGCGUCUCCACGGGAAGAACCUCGGCGAUUUCAGCGAGGGAAACGCCCGCGAAGCCUCCUCACCGCCGCCGCCAUGUCCAGCCGCCUGGCCUUCCAGACCCAACUGGCCUCCAUCAUGGAGGUGCUCGCUAACGCUGCCGUGGCGGAGAUCUGUAAGCUGGUGGACGACGACUACGCCGUGGUGAGUUUACAGAUGUCCCAGUGUCAGCGAGAGAACAAGGCCCUGAAGAGGAAGCUUCACCUGCUGGAGCUGAAGAUGGCGAGGGGAGCCGCCGAGAGGAGGCUCCGCGACAGCGCCGCCAACAGCAGCCGACCGAGGGUGCAGAUCCGGGAGUCCUCGUCUUCCACCGGUGGCGCGUUUGAGCGACAGAUGACCAUGUCGCUGUGGUCGUCGGGUGGAGCCGCCGCAGGAGACGUAGCCAACCAGCCCAUUCACUCAGACGACAUGCAGUGCAAGUCUCCAGAUGUCCAGCUGGUGGAGCCAGAGCAGCUGCUGGUGAAGGAGGAGUGCGUGGAAGCAAACAAAGUGGAGGAGAUGGAGGAGGACGUGUCGCUUAUCAGAGACGACGGAGUGCUGGAGCGAAUCCAUCGUGGAGCCUCUGGACAGAGAGCCAGCCUCGAGCAGGAUGCUCAGUCCCAGUCCCAGACCCAGACCAGCAGGACGAGGCCUCCCGCCCGCAGCAGCAGAGGAGCGGAGAAAGAGGAGGAGCCAGAUGUGGUGCUGGUGAAGGUGGAGGAGGCGGAGCCGGUGACGGGUACUGACGACUUGAUGGGCCUCAGCAUUCAGGAGGGUUCUCACUCAGUGUCCUUCUCUUUGGGUCCAGGUUUGGUGGAGUCGAGUACGGAUGACUACAGAGGAGCGCUAGCGGUCGAUGAAGCCACACCAGCCCCCAUUAAUCAUCUGUCUGAGCUGCAGGAGUCUGAUGGCAGCUUCUCAGAGUCGGCUCCCGUGAUGUCCGAAGAUUCCAGCAGCGUGGUCGCAGUCCAGCUGCAUGUUCCCGACACCAACACGCCCGCCAACCCCAGCGCACAACAACAACAACAGCAACCAGUGGCGCAGAGAUCCGAGUACUCCCUGUUUGAGUUGGAGACGUUCUUCACGCGCUGGGCUCCUGACGUUGACUCCGCGUCACCGUCCACUGGCCCGUCGUGCUCCUUCAGCACCGAUGACUCGGCAGAUUGCGACCCGGAUGAAGUCACUAUCGUAGAAACCGAGCCGCCAGGUUCGUCAGCGGGGGCGGCGAUGGGUGUGUCCUCUGCGGCCGUCGCGUCCACGGCUCACGUCCAGCCGACUGAACCACGAGCAGGUGCAUCUGCGUCCGUACAUGUUAGGAUGCAGGUGCCGUCUUCCCAGUGUCCAUGGAGCAGAAGAACAGCCAUGAUGAGGAGGCAGCAGCAGCAGCACAGUCGCCCGUCUGCACCGUCCUCCAGUGCUAACAGCAUCGGCGAUAAACCAAACGUAUCUUUGCCAGCCGGAGGAUCCCCUGGCAUCGCCGCGCAUCAUCGAGCCGCCUUCCUGGCUCACCACAGUGAAAGCCAGGCGGCCGACAUCGCGUUCAACGACCGCCGCAGGAAGAACUACGUCUGCCGAGCCUGCGGCAAAGCGUUCCCGGGCCUCUCCAACCUGGAGGCUCACGAGAGAGUCCACACGGGGGAGAAGCCGUUCCGCUGCAACACCUGCGGCAAACACUUCUCCGAGGCCGGCAACCUGAAGAAGCACCAGAGGGUUCACACCGGGGAGAAACCCUUCAGCUGCAACCAGUGCGGGAAGAGAUUUGCCUGGAUCUGCAACCUGCGGACGCACCAGCAGUCUGCCACAGGCUGCGGUCCACAGAUCGGGGGAGGCUUAGGACUGAGCUGAUCAUGCACAGUACACUGUUUCCUGAUAUUUCGAGUCUUUGGUGGAAAAACUGUGCGACUGUCAGCGCCUGUUUUUCCCACGUUGACCGGCCCCCGAGAAGACUAAUGUUACCUUCAUGAAGCUAACAUUGGUCGGAAAGUUGUGUGGUGAGGCUCCACACAACAAAACCUGUUUACAGGCUCUUGUACAUCCAAUAAACUGGUCCACCGUUAUUCCCAGACAUGGAGGACAGAUGUCUCCGGUUUGCUUCAGAGAACCCCGCAAUAACGACCGUUGCUGACGACAGUGAUAUACAGUGUCAAUAUGUUGCCUUUGUGGUGACGUGUCUUGUUCUUGUCGGGAUGUCCCAUUCUGUAAGGGUAGACUUUAACUACCCGUACUAACUCAGUUCCAAGUGGUAAGGGGUGAAAUGGGAUUGGCCCUUUAGGUCAUUAGCUACAAACCAUGUGUUCUCUAGGGCUGGACCCACAUAUUUUGUACAAGUAGUCCUUUUUUUUUAAAAAUUCUGGUUUUAGUUUUUAACAAUUUGGUGAAGAACGGCAUUUGCUUACGAUGGUAGUUCCCAGAGUUCUAGGCCUCACCUUGGAAUGUUGGGAAAACCCUCGUUUUGGGGCAAAACUGUGUAUUAGGGACGUAACGAUCCCGAUCUCAAUGAGACGAUCUGGGAACUUUGCAACUGGUAGCGGAUCGGCGGUCACCCAUGACCCUGAAAACAAACUCCAGCUUCAGGGGGUUUUUCACGAUCGUGCCAACUGUCGGCUGCUGUAUUAGCACAGAGCAGGUUCUUCUCCUGCUUUGAUCGUUUGUGCAGUUGCACGUCGAGUUAAAUUCCCUGUAAAGCAAACGCACAAAACUGACAAACCUUGGGUGUCCAACUUGGAAACCUCACGUACACAUAUCCCCCCUUCCGAAUUAGGAUUCCAAGAUGGAAUUCCACUUCUGUCGCAUUAACUCCACAGUAAAUCAGUCAUACGCGUAGUACAGUUUUAUUCUUAACCGUAGACAAGUUGCGACACUUUGUGUGCGCAAAUAACCGCGUUGUUAUCGACUGGCAUUGCCAGCGAUAGCCAAUCAUCGCUAGGCCUGAGAUACAGUACGUUUGAGUUUCCGACUUCUCAACUGGAACGCAGUGAACUCAAGGUCCCAGAUCCGACUUCAGAGUUCUGAUAUAAAUGGAACGCAGCACGAAUUCGGUUGUUGGUGUCUGUUGUGCCAAAGAGUUAAUUUUCUCUUUGCUCCGCUUGACCAUGGGCGUGGCUUAUCUCAGGGGUUUUUUUUCCCUUUGUAGAAGAGAAGUGUGAGGCCUCCAGCUCCUGGUAAAAAAAACGCUUUCAUUUCUGGACGGUUUCAAACACGGAAUUAAGGAAUAGUAUGAAUUAAAACACAGAAGUUAAAACAUGGCAUUGGUCCUGUCCUCGUGUGUGUUCUUUUAAAAUUUGUUAUAAGGAUUUGUUUUCCACCUCUC
Messenger RNA from Solea solea (common sole), 3448 nucleotides. RefSeq names its product zinc finger protein 18. Gene Ontology annotation, cellular component: nucleus. The transcript is spliced from 8 exons. Lineage: Eukaryota; Metazoa; Chordata; Actinopteri; Pleuronectiformes; Soleidae. Bases 196 to 1983 code for a protein of 595 amino acids. The record is from RefSeq and is a predicted model, not a curated record.